Hipposideros armiger (great roundleaf bat) is the source of this 2558-nucleotide messenger RNA. It is a transcript of the gene SERP1, whose product is annotated as stress associated endoplasmic reticulum protein 1. NCBI's taxonomy places the organism in Eukaryota, Metazoa, Chordata, Mammalia, Chiroptera, Hipposideridae. Bases 417 to 617 code for a protein of 66 amino acids. The record is from RefSeq and is a predicted model, not a curated record. Gene Ontology annotation, biological process: endoplasmic reticulum unfolded protein response. The transcript has 3 exons. Gene Ontology annotation, cellular component: endoplasmic reticulum.
CCGCACUUCCGCGGGGUGGAGUCUGCCCAGUGCUGACGUUGGCAGCCGAACCCGAAGUAGAUCGAGGCGAAGGGCUGCACGGUCCGCUUGUUGGCGUUGCAUUUCCAUCCUCUUUCACUCCACGCUCCCAGCGGCGGCGGCGGUGUGAGGAGUAUCGCGGCGGCCUGGUCUCCUCCUGCGCGCCCGCCUCACUCGGCCGGUCAGGCCGGCGUCCUCAGUCAGUCGGCGGCCCGCGCCCUGCUAGCGUUCAGCCCCCGCGCUCGCCGCGCCCAGGCCCAGCGGCUGGAGCUAGCGCCCUGCCUGAGAACCUCCUCGCUCCGGCGGCACGGGCACCGGGAGCGGAGCGUCGCAGCGGCCCGAGGAGCAGCGAGCGAGCGAAUCCAAGGGGUGGCUGGGCAGGUGGUAGCGUCGCGAAGAUGGUCGCCAAGCAGCGGAUCCGUAUGGCCAACGAGAAGCACAGCAAGAACAUCACCCAGCGCGGCAACGUCGCCAAAACCUCGAGAAAUGCUCCCGAAGAGAAGGCGUCUGUAGGACCCUGGUUAUUGGCUCUCUUCAUUUUUGUUGUUUGUGGUUCUGCAAUUUUCCAGAUUAUUCAAAGUAUCAGGAUGGGCAUGUGAAGUGACUGACCUUAAGAUGUUUUCAUUCUCCUGUGAAUUUUAACUUGAACUCAUUCCUGAUGUUUGAUACCCUGGUUAAAAACAAUUCAGUAAUGCAUCCUGCCUCUGAAUGACUUUUCAUAUCAUCCUUCAUGUGUCAUUCCAAGGUUUCUUCACGAGUCAUUCCAAGUUUUCUAAUCCAUACCACAGUGCCUUGCAAAAGCACCACAUGAAUAAAGCAAUAAAAUUUGAUUCUUAAGCUACAGUAGUGGACCCUACUUAUUCAGUCAUUUAAGAGUUUUUUCAAUGUGGUUAUUAAAACAGUAUACCGUUAUAGAUAAUUAGAUUAAGUCUGUGUAGGCAGGGUCUAGAUUUUGUUAACCCUAAUGUGUAAAUGCAAUUAGCUUAAUUUAAAAUUCAAAAUCUUACGGUUUUUAUAUAGCUAGGCACUUUAUUACAAUAUCUUGAAUUGAAAGCACACUCCCAUAUAGGGUCAUGUAACUGUCCUGUAAUAAGGUGCUUAUAAAUGGAACAACUACAUGUUAGCCUAGUUUUCCCAGUCUUUAGCACCUAAAAAAAUGUUUAAAGCUUCUAAAUGCUUAGUGUAAAGGGAGACGCUUAUAGCCACAGUGUCUAUUUUAACAAUAUUAUUUCUGUUAUAUUACCUUGGAUUUUGCAUGAGUGAAUAUACUAACCUAAUAUGCCAUAAGAAGACAACUUGUGUGAGCAUUUUGUAACUUAGUCACUUCAGUUUCACUGAAAGCUAUCGUGGUGGAGUAAAUUCAGGGAAGGUUUGUUUAUGUCACCAUUGAUUUCACCAGAAUUACAUUAAUAUAUCAAAGGGGUCUACUAUACUAGACAACAUUUUAGGGAAAAAUACUACUAAAAAUGGAUGCCUCAUCAGGACAUAUUGUUGCAUCCAGUGUGCCAUAAGACAUCUUAGCAUGUUAGCAGCACUUUUAAUACCAAAAAAGGCACAUCGACUUAAAAAGUUAUACUUAGUUUGGAAAUGCUUUUUCUAGAUUUAUGAUUAAAACUCUGUUAGGGUUCUAGAUACAUCAAUCUAAAGUGUCACCUGGAAUUAAAUGGAUUUACUGAUAAGGAUCAGUCUUUAGUCUUCCCUUUGUUAUAUGAUUUUAUAGGUUAUGGUUGAUCAGACUUUCUUUUUACUAAUGGUAAGUGUGAGUGAGAAGGCAGAUUUUGGGUUUUCUGGUACUGUUGAAAAUUGCAAGUAUUGGCUAUUUUGAAAUAUUGAAUCUUAACUUGAUGAAAAAAGCCUGAGAGGUGUCUAUGUAUUAAUGAAUUGGAAAGAAAGCUGCUUGUUUGCUUUGUUAAUUGCCUCAGGAUAUUUCUUUUAAAAUAAGCUGUUUUAAGAGGAACAGAAGGGAAAUCUGCUACCUACUCUAUACACAGUGUGAACCUCAGAGCUUCUGAUACCCCAAAGCAUGGGGGACAGGGAGGGAGAGGAGUGGUUUAGGACACUUAGGAAUCCGACUACUUUAGAAUAGGAAAGAAUCAGCCAACCUCGGCCCCGCAGGUUAUCUUCAGUAUUACCUGCCUUCCUCACCCAGAAAGUCAACCCCUGCACUCGUUUCCUUCUUUGAAACAAGCGUGUGGUUAACUAAUUCUAUUUUAUUGUAACUUUAAAAAUGAAAGUUAUUGUUCAAAAUUCAUAGCAGGUGCCUUAUUCUUUGCUUUGAGUCGAACCAUUCCAUAUUAGUUUCCCUUGGCUCUAAGAUGUUGAGUUAUUUUUAAUGUACAAUGUCUAUUAAUUUGACUGUUAAGUUGCCAUAGCCAACAAUCGUUUUACCUAUGUAAAGUUGCAUUCCCUUUGUAUUUCAUGUGUAAUUUUCCAAUUGAGAGCAUUUUAUAUUAAGGAUGGUGGAUUAUGCAUGUUUGGGUCAAUGAAAACUAUGUCUUAAUUGAUUUAUCCUUUAAAAAUAAAGUUCCCUGAAUAUUUGA